Messenger RNA from Balaenoptera ricei (Rice's whale), 1863 nucleotides. It is a transcript of the gene GABPA, whose product is annotated as GA binding protein transcription factor subunit alpha. Gene Ontology annotation, molecular function: sequence-specific DNA binding; DNA-binding transcription factor activity, RNA polymerase II-specific. Gene Ontology annotation, cellular component: nucleus. The coding region runs from base 350 to 1714 and encodes 454 amino acids. The record is from RefSeq and is a predicted model, not a curated record. Gene Ontology annotation, biological process: cell differentiation; regulation of transcription by RNA polymerase II. The transcript has 10 exons. Lineage: Eukaryota; Metazoa; Chordata; Mammalia; Artiodactyla; Balaenopteridae.
UAUUUGGCACCUUCUAGAGACUGAUCUAUGACUUUUUUGGAAGAUCACAGGGUAAAUUUCUUAACAGUCCUCUGUCUUAGUGCUUAUACUAAGAGGUACCAAAGGUGUCCCUGCUGAUAAGCCCUCAGGGCCAUUUCUAAGCUUCUGGUUGUUACCAGAAAACUGGGUUCAUCUCUUGGUGGGUGGCAAGACAAAAGACACAACCAAGCCAAAGAUCAGAAGAAGAAAGGGUCUACUACUUGCAGCAAGGAGAAUACCAGGAUCUUCCCAAAGCGGUGUCCUGAACAGCAAAAUUGAAGCCCUUUUAAGCUAAGGGUUUUGUAGGGUCAGCUUUUGAAAUACUUCAAUCAUGACGAAAAGAGAAGCAGAGGAGCUGAUAGAAAUUGAGAUUGAUGGAACAGAGAAACCAGAGUGCACGGAAGAAAGCAUUGUUGAACAAACCUACACUCCAGCUGAAUGUGUAAGCCAGGCCAUAGACAUCAAUGAGCCAAUAGGCAAUUUAAAGAAACUACUAGAACCAAGACUGCAGUGUUCUUUGGAUGCUCAUGAAAUUUGCCUGCAAGAUAUCCAGCUGGAUCCAGAACGAAGUUUAUUUGACCAAGGAGUAAAGACAGACGGAACUGUACAGCUUAGUGUACAGGUAAUUUCUUACCAAGGAAUUGAACCAAAGCUAAACAUCCUGGAAAUUGUUAAACCUGCGGAAACAGUUGAAGUAGUUAUUGAUCCAGAUGCCCACCACGCGGAAGCGGAAGCACAUCUUGUCGAGGAAGCUCAAGUGAUAACGCUCGAUGGCACGAAACACAUUACAACCAUUUCAGAUGAAACCUCGGAACAAGUGACGAGAUGGGCUGCUGCUCUGGAAGGUUAUAGGAAAGAGCAAGAACGUCUUGGGAUACCCUAUGAUCCCAUACAGUGGUCCACAGACCAAGUCCUGCAUUGGGUGGUUUGGGUAAUGAAGGAAUUCAGCAUGACCGAUAUAGACCUCACUACGCUGAAUAUUUCCGGAAGAGAGCUCUGUAGUCUCAACCAAGAAGACUUUUUUCAGCGGGUUCCUCGGGGAGAAAUUCUCUGGAGUCAUCUGGAACUUCUUCGAAAAUAUGUAUUGGCAAGCCAAGAACAACAGAUGAAUGAAAUAGUUACAAUUGAUCAACCUGUGCAAAUUAUUCCAGCAUCAGUGCAGUCUGCUACACCAACAGCCAUUAAAGCUAUAAAUAGUAGUGCAAAGGCAGCUAAAGUACAAAGAGCUCCAAGGAUUUCAGGAGAAGAUAGAAGUUCACCUGGGAACAGAACAGGAAACAACGGCCAAAUCCAACUGUGGCAGUUUUUGCUAGAACUACUUACUGACAAGGAUGCUCGAGACUGCAUUUCUUGGGUUGGUGAUGAAGGAGAAUUUAAGCUAAAUCAGCCCGAACUGGUUGCUCAAAAAUGGGGACAACGUAAAAAUAAACCUACAAUGAACUAUGAGAAACUUAGUCGUGCAUUAAGGUAUUAUUAUGAUGGGGACAUGAUUUGUAAAGUUCAAGGCAAGAGAUUUGUAUACAAGUUUGUCUGUGACUUGAAGACUCUUAUUGGAUACAGUGCAGCAGAGUUGAACCGUUUGGUCACAGAAUGUGAACAGAAGAAACUUGCAAAGAUGCAACUCCAUGGAAUUGCCCAGCCAGUCACAGCAGUAGCCCUGGCUACUGCGUCUCUGCAAACAGAAAAGGAUAAUUGAGCCCAGGACCUUUUGGGAGUCCAAGGUCUUUCUUAAAUGUUAGAGCAAGUAUUGCUCUUACCUUUAUUACUGAAUUUGAAUCUUCUUUUAUUUCUAGACUGUACAAUCUGUUGCAUGAUUUUUUUAUAAAUAUUUCAUACUCUUGUGAA